GGCACUGCGGCGGCAGACAACAACAAUAAUGGCCCUAACUUCUCACUAUGUCCAGAAGGAGCUGGAUGACCAAUUGGCUCACCUGAGGAGAUGCAGCCAUGGAACGGCGGGAAAGGGAGCGACUGUCGCCUCCCAGGGGCAAGAGUCUACCCUCCUGCAUGGACCUGGUCCAUACUCUGGACCGGGUCCAGACGGAGGACCCGGCCAUGGAGACGCAGCUGGACCGGCCGCCACCGACCAGUUGUGGGAUGACGAUUUACGAGACGCGGAGAGAGAGCUACGCGAACAGCAGCAGUCAACGAAGGACGCGAAACGGUCAUCCAUUGUGAGCGAGCUGACAUGGAAUGGGAUCGCGGUUUCUGGAUUCCGAGACAGUGAAAUGCGGAAGCGUGCACACCAAGUGGCAUAUCUGAGGAAUGCUGUCACUAAGCACAGGCUGGAGCUCAAGGAGCAGGACAGGAUCAUAGACGACCUCAAGAGCAAGAUUUCCAACUCCAAGGAAGAACUUGAAGAAUGGAUGGAAAAGGCUGGGCAUUCCUCUGAUGAAGUUCGAUCUCUUCUUCAACUGUCUCCAGCUCGUGUAGGGAAGAUGCUCAAGAGGCUCCCAAGUAGACUCCUCGUCAGGAUAACCCUUCCAUCGAACGAGAUACUCGAGGCAGGGAGGGUCACCAUCAGUCAUAUGCCGGGACGCGAUAUCAGAGAUGACAAACUCCUCGUGACCCUCAAUGAUGAUGGGAGAGAGGCGAGGGUAAGGUCGAUCGUGAAACUCGAGGGGAGACCGUCUGAAGGGGCGCAAAAGAGAUACAUGGAACACGUCAUGCAUGACGAUAAACUCGUAGUGCCCGAAACGAGAACAAAAAGCAGUCUUGGACUGGUCCUCCUCGGCUACGCGGAUUUGGUGAUAUCCGCUACGAAGAUCGAUCUUCGUGAAGAAAUGGUGGCCAGCGAGGCGGUCAAACAGAUCAUCCGCAUGAGGCAUGGGAUAGUUGUUUUUGACCGUGUAGUGGUUGAGACCGCGGUAGUCAAUACAGAGACGAAGGGUGCCGUCCUUCUUGCGAUCGAAGAGGACCGGGGCACUCCAUGGGGAAGUACUCGGUUUAAUGAAGCCCUGACCAAGCAGCUCGUCAAGUUGGCGCUUGAGUUCCUGAGCUUCGGGAACCGAAAGGCGAUAUGGGGCACGAUUCUGAAUGUGAUAGUUGGGCUCGAGAUGGAUGUGGUGCUCGAUAUCGCGCAUGGGAGGAAUACUAUUGUAGGAGACGGAUGGUGGGAAAACAUCGUGAUACCUGCGAAGGAGGGAACCAACGCUAGGCGGCAAGGAAGAAAGAAGGGUGUCAAAUUCCUUGGCAGCGGCGACGUCUGAAGCAGAGGUGGAGGGAGUCUAUGUGGAGGUGGGGACUGCGGGUGUGUCCGUGGUAAGGGAAGCGAGGAGAAAGGGGGGCAAGAAAGGAAUGCGUAUAGAAAUGAGCUCUAGCGAACUUCCAUAAUUAAAUCAAGAUAAUUCAAAAUC
Chara braunii is the source of this 1507-nucleotide messenger RNA. NCBI's taxonomy places the organism in Eukaryota, Viridiplantae, Streptophyta, Charophyceae, Charales, Characeae. The record is from the annotation of a GenBank genome assembly.